Molecule: messenger RNA, 765 nt
Organism: Arachis duranensis
Lineage: Eukaryota; Viridiplantae; Streptophyta; Magnoliopsida; Fabales; Fabaceae
Product: squamosa promoter-binding protein 1
Exons: 3
Coding region: 184-765 (193 amino acids)
Cellular component (GO): nucleus
Molecular function (GO): DNA binding
Source: RefSeq, a predicted model, not a curated record
AAGAAUUAAGAACAUAAUUAACUUAAAAGGUGGUUGUGGUCCACACUAGUUCCACCUUCCUUGUCUACCUUUUUGCCCCCUAUAAACCCCCCUACACUCCUCUUCUUCCACUCCCAUUUCUUCCCAAAGAGGAGGUUCAAAAAGGCUAUUUUCUUCUUCCUCUUCAUUGUUGUCAUUGUCACAAUGGAGGCCAGGAUGAGGAGAACAACAGUUGAGAAGAUGAGGAAGGAUAGCACAGUUGAUGAGGUAGAAGAGGAGUUAGAAGAGGAAGAUGAGAGUGGUGUUGGUGAUGGUGUCCUUGCAGAAGAAGAGAAGAAGAAAAGUGCUGUUGGAAGUGGGAGAAGAGGAUCAAAUGGGGCAGGAGGAGUUUCUCCACCCUCCUGCCAGGCUGAGAGGUGUGGCGCCGACUUGACCGAGGCAAAAAGGUACCACCGCCGCCAUAAGGUGUGUGAGUUUCAUUCCAAGGCACCUGUGGUGGUGGUUGCAGGGAUGAGGCAGAGGUUUUGCCAGCAAUGUAGCAGGUUCCAUGACCUGGCAGAAUUUGAUGAAGCCAAAAGAAGCUGCCGCAGGCGCUUGGCCGGACACAAUGAGAGACGCCGGAAGAGCAACAUAGAGCCUUGCAACGAGGGAAGCGGCCGAGGCGGCAAAGGGCAACCCCCUAAGGAAAGCCACUGCAGAAACGCCGACGAUCGGGGAAGAACUCAGAUGAACAUUUCAGGGAGCUCUGGCUACAAGUCCUUCCAUAUGUUUCCAACUUUUGGGUAG